AUGAGGCUGCUAAUUCUUGCGCUGUUCUUGGUGUCAACGACCGCAAACGUCGUACGUUACGGCGGUCGACAAAGAUACACUGGUGGAUACGGCGAUAUAGAUGGAUACGAACAAAUGCAUGGUUACGGGGAUGUACGUGGAUACGGUAACAUGUACCACAGACACCGCAAUAGGGGAAUCGACGGAUACGAUAUGGAAGGAUACGGGAGUAUGCAUGGUUACGGCAGAAUGGGUGGACAUGGUGAAAUGAAUAGAUACGACGACACAGGUGGAUUCGGCAACAUGCUCGGGUACGCGGGAAUGGGUGGAUAUAAUGGAAUCGUUAGAUUCGGUAGCAUGCUUAGAUUCGGCGGUAUGAGUGGACGUGAACAAGGUCCUAUGUAUGGUGGGGGAAACUACGGGAUGGGUCCAUUAGGCGGCCUUUGGGACUACGAAAGAAGAGGAAGACGUCAUUUGCAAUCCAUGCACCCCGUGUAUGACGGGGAUUACGACCCGUUCGGUGUCCAUGGAGAUUUGAGAGGAUUCGGGCGCAUCGGCGGUCACCGUGAGCACCGCGGUGGUGGUGGUUGGCAUGGGUACCGAGGAGUAACGCCGUACCGCAAUAUUGCCCGAUUUGAUGUAAACCCUAUGUACCAUGGAGGCUUUCCUCGACCUGGAAAGAGAUUGAUGUUUUAA
Molecule: messenger RNA, 675 nt
Organism: Dreissena polymorpha
Lineage: Eukaryota; Metazoa; Mollusca; Bivalvia; Myida; Dreissenidae
Product: keratin, type II cytoskeletal 2 epidermal-like
Exons: 1
Coding region: 1-675 (224 amino acids)
Source: RefSeq, a predicted model, not a curated record